This is a messenger RNA of Trichobilharzia szidati, 4363 nucleotides long. The record is from the annotation of a GenBank genome assembly. Lineage: Eukaryota; Metazoa; Platyhelminthes; Trematoda; Strigeidida; Schistosomatidae.
GGAGGUUCCUCUUCGUCUAACACCCUCAUCAGAAAUAUCACCGCCACUACAACCACCGACACGACAACCGAGUCAAUUUCAAUAUAUGUCUAAACGACGUUUUAAAGAUGGUUGUAUACCUUUGUCUUCAGAAGUGUCAACACUUCCAAUGACUUACAAUACCCUGUCACCACCAAGAUGUCGAAAAUUAUUGUUUCCUGCAUGCACACAAAAUGCGAAUCCACCUCAAUGUCCAUCAACGCCGAUGAUGGCGACAAGAAUGAACCAUUCUACUGGAGGAAAAUUAUGCAACAAUAAAGGUGAUAUGAUCCCGAAUCAGGAUUGGCAUCAAUUUCAACGGUCAUCACUGCCACCUCCACAACGCCAACAGCAACACCAGCAACAACAACACCAACAAAUGCAGAAUAAUUUUAAUCAUAUUUCAAAGUAUGGAAUACCGUCUAAUCAACUUGUCAAUGGAACUUAUCCCAAUGUCUACGCACCUCCAGUUUAUCCUAUGGCGGGUAAUUCACGUCUACAGUCAGCUGUAAGUCUACAAUCUUUAGAUCAGUUAAAGUCCGUCGGAAUGUUGAAUCAACAAAACAGUCAGAUGGGUGAGAUAACAAUGAAUCACAGAGGUAAUUACUUCCAACAGAAGUCCACUUUACCUUCAUACUACCAGUAUCAACAACCUCUGGUUCCUCGGAGGUCAGAUUCUCUAUCACGACAUCCAGGAAUGCUUAAUUUGGAAAAUUCUAAUGUCAACAGAAGUGAAGUACGUCUAGGGACUACGUCUUUGGAUAAAUCAACUACCACGGGACAUAUGUCAAGAAUUCGACCUAUGGAUAGAAGACGUUAUACCCAGUAUGGAAUUAAUUAUCCUCUAGAGUUUGAAAGCGAUUACAUUAGACAGAGACAACAACAGUCUACAGUGCCGGAGCAACCAUUCAUGGAUUAUUAUUGUUAUCGUAUGCCGACAACGGAUUCUUUUAUGCAUAGUCUGGGUAAAAAGCUGCCAACGCCAUCUCCGUCAUUCUCUUCUGCUUUCCCGUCUACUACUACAAUUCACAAUAAUAAUAAUUAUAAUAAAGAAGGCAUAAUGACUUGUGAAUCAACAUUUCCUGAUGUACAUUCAGAGAGUAAUACUGAUGAACUAGUUAUGCCGUUGAAUAUUAGACGUCGAAGACCAGUCAAUUCAAGAAGGGCUCAUGUUGUCUCAGCUUUUGAGCAAAGUUUGAAUAAUAUGUCCCAACGUCUACAGAAUUUAACGAAUACAACAACAAAGAAAGAUUCCGAAUUGCAUGAAUUAAGAGCUACAAUUGAUGCAUUACGUAGUCAAACAGAAUUAGGACUUUUAAAAAAACCACCAAUCAAUCGACCUUGUGAGCUAAAUCGAUCAAGUACAAAAGAUACAUUAAAACAAGAAAGUGGUGUCAGUGUUGGUGAGCAACAACACACGAUAAACAGGACAAGUUUAACAAAUUCAAAUUUAAGUCUUACAGAUGUAGAAGGUAAUCAGUCACAGGGGGAAAAUUCAACCGAGAGAAGAACAUCAACAUCUGGUACAAAAUCUUCUGGAAGUAAUUCAAAGAAAAAUGGAUGGCUCAGAAAUUCUCUUGGUAAAGCAUUUCGUAAAAAGAGUUCAUCAAUCCAUUCACAAAGUGAUCUUGACUGUCCUACAUCCCCUCAACAUAGCCAUACAUAUCAUUUCCCCAGUGAUAACAAUAGUAACUAUAACUCUGAUAGCCGGCCUACCCUUCCACCUGAUCACCCAUCAAAUUUACCACAAAGUCCAACUAUGGAUCAUAAAGGACUCCAUAUUGCUGUAUGUCAUCAUUCACAGACAAAUUCCAUGACAACUGCUGCACCAUCAUCAUCAUCACCAUCAACUGGAGGAAAUAACGUGUUGUUGUCUGUAAUACCAAAUAAUAAUAAUCAAUUGAAUGGUUUGUCCCCAUCGAAUUCAUCCACUUCUUCUUCAUCAUGGAGUGCAUCUGGAACAAGUGCUGGAGGACAGAGUAAUGCUGUAGAUAAAAAUGAUCGAGUGAAUAAUAAUAAUCCACGGACGUAUCAUUCUCAAUCGGGACAUUCAAAUCAAUCCGGUAUACAGAAUUACUCUGAUUCAGAUAAACAAAUGAAGGUACUGAGCGCUGAUCAUGCUAAAUCUGCACUGACAAACAGUACAAAAUUAGAACCAGAUGAAAAAUCAUGGCAAGAUGAAGUGAAACAUUUGAAAUGUCAACUGGCUGAAAGAGAAUCUAAGCUUACUGAUGUCCAGCUGGAAGCAUUGGCUAGUGCUCAUCAAGUGGACCAAUUGCGUGAUGAAAUGGCACGUCUCUAUUCAGAGCUGAAAUAUCUUCGAACAGAUAAUGAAAGGCUACAGAUACUGGUAUCCCACUUACAAGAUAAUCAAAAAGUUCUCCUCAGUAAUAAUAAUAAUAACACCAUGGUAACGAAUAGUCAACAACAGACUGCUAUCAUGUGUAAUUCUUUGCCACAAGCUAAACUGUCAAGAAAUAUUAAACAUGCUGCUGUCAAUCGGUCAUUGGAUAUUGAUUGUACAGUGUUGGAUAAUAAAUGUCGUAUUACGUCAUUGGAUGAUGACAGGCAAUCAGGUGUUUCAAGGUCUGCAAUCGAAGAAGGCGUGAGUAGUAGUUCAAAUCUAUUCAUUGGACUUCCUGAAAUGACUAACAAUCCAGAAUCCUUAAUUGCUCUUGUAAGCUUGGCUUUAAACAAUUCUGAAGAUGUUGGCCACAAAAAUAAUGAAUACUGUAUCUCUGAUAUCAAAGUUAAUUCAACAUUUAAUAUUGGUAUCAUUGAAUUAAGUAAAUUACAAACAUGGAAAUCAUUAAAUCAUUUACUUAUCAAUCUAUUUGAAUGUUAUGCGUUUUAUUUAAAUUUAAAUUGUCCGCGCGACAUACAAAUUAAUGAAUUAAAACAAUAUUGUAUGCAUGUUAAUGCUUUGAAUUGUACAUGGAAAUUUCAAUUUGAUAAGGAUACAACAAGUCAAUCAGCUCAGUUAAAUGAUAAUAAUUGUCCAUUUGAAAACCCUCAAAAAUUAAAUGAAUUACUUCAAAGUCAUUCAAAUAAUUAUCAAACAAUUGUUCAAUUAUCUAUUGAACAAUUCCCUGUGGAGCGAAAAUUAAAUUCGAAUGAGGCAGGCGUUUAUCAUGAUGAUAUUAAUGAGAAUUUAUUGAGCACAUCGAAGAAUUUCAAUAAUUUCAUUAUGAAAACUUUAUUAAAUCGAGAUAUUUUAUAUUUUUAUUUAAAAUUAUUGCUUACAUAUCAUUUUAUAAUAUUCUAUGGUACUGAUGAAAUAUUUAUGAAAACCAUCAGUCAAUCAAUAUGUGAUUAUAUUUGUACUACAGUAAGUACAUCAGUGAAAGUUUGCCGCUUCAAUUUUUCUGAUGGACUGCACACAGUGGAUCAGUUAAUCGAUUGUAUAACUCAAUAUAUCAAUGAUUCAAACCAAUUGUCAAUUGAUAACACGAAUGAACAGUCAUCUAGCUGGUGGUUGAUUGUAUUCAUUGAAUCAAUGCAUCAAAUUUCUCAAGAGCAGUUAUAUCAGAUUAUUAACUGUUUUAAAGCUGUGCAUUCCAAGCAUUCAGAAGAAGAUACGACUAAGAGGUGUCGGAUUUAUCUAAUCGGACUAUGGAUGGAAACAACAUCACUUCCAAUUUCCCUUGAAAAUCCUUCAGAAUCAUCAUCAUCACCGCCGUCGACAUCAGUGCACACAAUCCCCUAUCCAGACAGUUUCCAUUUCUACACUCCUGUACAGUGUUUAGACAAAACAGUCUGUUGGAUUAAGUCAGAGCAUUCGUUGAGUCGUUUACGCAUGAUACGUUAUUUGAAAAAGCAUCUUGUACAUUCAUUCGUAGAGAAAUUUCAAUGCCAACAAUAUAUGCCAACAUUAUCAAAUCCCAUGGUGCUUUUUUCUCAAGAUCAUUUGGAAAUAUUUUUAUAUCAAAUCCAGUGCUUUGAAGAUCUUAUCCAAUGGAUUGAACAGGUCUGUAUUCGUGUCGAUCAGUUUCUAAACGAUGUACAAAACUCUAAUGAAAAUUCAACCACCGGUCAUCACCAUCAACAUUUCCUCAAUCCAUCAAUAUUUCUAAACCUUCCUUUCAAUGACCCCGUCAACUGUGAAUCUUGGUUUACCGAUAUAUGGAACAAGGAGAUAGUUGAAUUAGUUCAGAAGAUCCUUUCACCCUUGAAAAAAAGCAGUCAUAACUCUUCAAACUAUGCAAGUCUUUCCGAUCCAACCGAAUGGGUUCUAUCCACAUGGCCAUGGCAUAAAAUUGAUGCUGCGAAACUUUCAAGUGAAGUAGAUCGUCUAGGCAGGCAGUCUAAAUCACUGAUACGAUUUACAGAAUUCUAUCAAACUUGA